CCAUGUAGGGUUUUUGGGGACCAUAAGAAGUUAGUUCUAUUCAGUGCUAAACUCAAGAACUCAAGGUGUUCAUUCAUAGACGCUAUUUCGCUAAUGUGUAUCAAAGGACAGUCAAAUCAUGUUCUGGAUUCAAGGAUACGGAACAAAUAUUUCUCGAUUGCACUAGGUUGCGUGAGUUGUGCACUUGCCAAUCCGUUGUGUUUACGUCAUGCCUCCACAACCUCGUCGGGGUUCCAGCAACACGUGAAGGCAACACAAGUGACCCUCAGUUUAAAGCAUUUCAACGUUUGGAAGGUCGAAUUGGCCAAGAUCUUAAGGAAAACCAACCCCUUUUUGAGUUUGGUUGGCACCGCACCCAGGUCCUUUGAAAUCAUGGCGAGUUGUGAAGAAAAAAGCGAUUCGUCGACGAAACGAGGCCAAGAACCCGAGACGACCAAACCCGAGCCAGUUUUUAAAGACAUUUCAGCCCACGAUCCCUCACAAGAGACCACGGAAGUCGAAUCCAUGUGCGUGAACUGCCAUGAAAACGGCAUCACGAGACUUUUGUUGGCUAAAAUCCCCCAUUAUCGCGAGGUCAUCCUGAUGUCCUUCCAUUGCGAGGCUUGUGGUUUUCAAAACAACGAGAUCCAAAGCGGAGGUCGGAUCCAAGAACAAGGGGUCCAACUGAAGGUCAAGAUCCAGUCUGUGCAGGAUCUCAGUCGGCAAGUGGUAAAAUCCGAUAGUGCCACAUUGACCAUUCCGGAAAUUGGGCUGGAAAUUCCACCAGACUCGCAAAAAGGAGCCAUCACAACAGUGGAAGGUAUUCUUCAACGCACUGUGGCGGGUCUCAAACAAGAUCAACCCGUUCGUCGAGUGUUGGACGAAGAUGGAGCCAAUCAAAUCGACGAGUAUUGCUUGAAAGUAGAGGCCCUCGGCGAGCUCAAGGAACCUUUCACCUUGAUCCUACGCGAUCCAUCUGGAAACAGUUUUAUUGAGAACCUCCACGCCCCACACACUGACCCUGCCCGCGAAGUGGUAUACUUUACGCGCACGCCCGAAGAAGACCACGCGCUCGCCAUCUACAGCCAAGAGGAGCUCCAUGGAGCGCCCGAGGAAUCGAAGGAACAACAACCCACGGGGGAGAACACCGAGGACGAUCCUGGAGCCUUGACAGAGGAGAGGCUCGAGAAUGAGGUGCUCACCUUCGCCACCAAUUGUCCGGACUGCAACGCUCCGGCGGCCACGAAUAUGAAGAUGACAAAGAUCCCACAUUUUAAAGAGGUCGUCAUCAUGGCCACUGUGUGCGAUUUCUGCGGCCAUAAAACCAACGAGGUCAAAUCUGGGGGCGGUAUUGAGCCUCAGGGAACCAAAAUCACGCUGAAGGUCACCGAUCCGACUGAUUUGAGUCGAGAUGUCCUCAAGGCAGAGACCUGUAAUGUGGCCUUGCCUGACCUUGACUUUGAAAUCGGUGGAUUUGCUUUGGGUGGUCGGUUCACCACGCUUGAAGGCUUACUCCAGAACAUCCUCGAAAAAGUGGAAGACAAUCCGUUUUUGGGAACCGCUUCAUCCACCGGCGAUUCCACGACCAAGGAGACCCAAAACCGAUUGCAGGAUUUCAACACCAAGCUCCAAGAGUUCAUUGGAGGAAGCAAAACAUUCACCGUCGUCCUGGACGAUCCCACGGGAAACAGUUAUCUUCAG
Tigriopus californicus is the source of this 1680-nucleotide messenger RNA. RefSeq names its product zinc finger protein ZPR1-like (gene Zpr1). Lineage: Eukaryota; Metazoa; Arthropoda; Copepoda; Harpacticoida; Harpacticidae. The record is from RefSeq and is a predicted model, not a curated record. Gene Ontology annotation, molecular function: zinc ion binding. Gene Ontology annotation, cellular component: nucleus; cytoplasm.